AUGCCUCUGAAAGAAACGAUUCACAAGUAUCCUCUGAUAGAUGCUGAUCCUCACGCAAGGAGGGUAGUGAGGUAUAUGCGUCCUAGCGAUUAUGCGGUUUGGGCGGGAGCCACAGUAGCUGGACCUGCAGCUUUGUAUCUUUUCGAAAAAGUAGAUCCGACACGUUCAAAAUUCGGUAUAACACCUGCAUUACGUCUCACUGGCUUUUUAGGUUUUUGCGCUGGUUUCAUGUUAGCUUAUCAAAAUUCAUCCAAACGAUUUUGGGGUUGGUCAGAAAACGCAAUAGAAGUAACCAAAGAUCAAAAAGAAUUAUCAACAAGAUUAUCAGAUGGCAAACCUUUAUAUGGUGAAACGGAUUUAUCAGAUUAUUUACAAGGUGUCGCAGCUAGGAAUUCUACUUGGUCUCAACUUAAAUUCCAAGCUAUACCAUGGUUCAAUACUGUCAACCAUAAUCAACAUGGUGUAGAUACUUCAAAAUAUGGUACUCAGCAAACACCUCCAUGAAACAUGUAUCAUCAUCAGCACGC
Molecule: messenger RNA, 527 nt
Organism: Tremella mesenterica DSM 1558
Lineage: Eukaryota; Fungi; Basidiomycota; Tremellomycetes; Tremellales; Tremellaceae
Exons: 4
Coding region: 1-504 (167 amino acids)
Source: RefSeq, a predicted model, not a curated record